UAAGUAUCACCACCGCCACUAAUUUACAAAUGGUGAAGGAAGACUUUCUUCUAUAAAAUAUGAAAAAUAUACCUUAUCCUAUGAAACCUAUCCACGCGUCAAAUCCAUUAUCUCCUUAAGAUAUCAGUGGCUACUAACACUCAAACAAGGAUAAAAACCCAUCAAAUCCCCACCGUCCCACCCCCUUCCCUACUCACCAUCCUAACCGUCCACCCCUUCCUCCUUCAUAUCAAUCAAUCCCCAAAACCUUCAAACAUACCACUUCCUUUCAGUUCCACAAACUCUCUCUUCGCAUCAUCAAACCAAGAGUGAGAGUGAGAAAGAGAGCCACCCAAUUGACCAAUGGCCGCCCUCCAACACACCCCAAUCUCUCUCCAAUCCCAAAACCCAUCAUCCCCACCACAACUCUCCUCCACCCUCACCCCCAGAACCUCCACCCUCUCCUUCUCCUUCUCCUCCACCUUCACCCCCAUCCCCCUCAAGCUCUCCUCCUCCGCCGCCGCCGUCGUCACCCUCCGCCGAAACGGCGGCGGAGCCCUCGGCGCCAGAAUGAACUCCUCCGCCGCCGCCAGCUACGCCACGGCGUUGGCCGACGUGGCCAAAUCCAACAACACCCUCGAAACCACGGCGGGCGACGUGGAGAAGAUCGAGAAGUUCUUCGGCGAGCCGUCGGUCUUCGACUUCUUCAUCAACCCCACCAUCGACCUCGACAAGAAGCGCAAGGUCCUCGACGAAAUCGCCAACUCCUCCACCCUCCAACCCCACACCGUCAAUUUCCUCAACAUCCUCGUCGACGCCAAGCGAAUCGACCUCAUAAAGGACAUCGUAAAGGAGUUCGAGGUGGUUUACAACAAAAUCACGGACACGGAGCUGGCCAUCGUGACCUCGGUGGUGAAGCUGGAGUCGCAGCACCUGGCGCAGAUAGCGAAGCAGGUGCAGAAGCUGACGGGGGCGAAGAACGUGAGGAUCAAGACGGAGAUUGAUCCAAGCUUGGUGGCCGGGUUCACUGUGAGAUAUGGCAACUCUGGGUCGAAGCUUAUCGAUUUGAGCGUGAAGAAGCAGCUUGAGGAGAUUGCUGCGGAGCUUGACUUGGGUGAUAUUAAGCUCAAUUUAUAACUGCCCAUUUGCUCUUUUGAUUUCUUCUUUUUUAAUUUUAUUUUAUUUUGAUUAUUUUUUUUUUGGUAUGGUGUAAUGUGUAAAACCACGGUUGAAUAUAUAAUGUAUGUUUUCUUGUUGGGGAAAUUUUACUCCUCUUUGUGGUUUUGGAAUUACAAAUGAUGGAGGCAAUUUUGAA
This is a messenger RNA of Prunus persica (peach), 1294 nucleotides long. RefSeq names its product ATP synthase delta chain, chloroplastic. Lineage: Eukaryota; Viridiplantae; Streptophyta; Magnoliopsida; Rosales; Rosaceae. Gene Ontology annotation, molecular function: proton-transporting ATP synthase activity, rotational mechanism. Gene Ontology annotation, cellular component: chloroplast thylakoid membrane. The transcript has a single exon. The record is from RefSeq and is a predicted model, not a curated record. Gene Ontology annotation, biological process: proton motive force-driven ATP synthesis; photosynthetic electron transport in photosystem I; photosynthetic electron transport in photosystem II. Bases 343 to 1116 code for a protein of 257 amino acids.